AUUUCUUCUCUUUCUCUCUCCUUUUUUCUUCCUCUUUCUCUCUCUCUCUCUCUCUCUCUCUCUCUCAAUCUUCAAUCUCUGCAACUACUCCUCCCCUCCAAACAAUUGAUCAAGCCCAAGCCGAAGAAAACCUCAGAAAUUUUUUCACCUGAAAGAUAGUUCUAAACUUUUUUUCCUGGAUCAGUCAAACUACACAUCUCUUGUUCAACCUCUGCUUCAAAUAAAUAUAUAUAUAAAGACCUAAUCCUUUCGUGGAUAUAUACUUAUUGUUAUAAAACAGAAACACAGUAGGACGAGAACAGCCAAGAAGGAAGCAAAAAGGGAGUGAUCAGGAACAUAAGCAGAGGGGACUUAAAAGUGUUUAAGAUGGAGUUAUUCCCGGCACAACCAGAUUUAUCCUUGCAAAUCAGCCCACCAAACAGCAAACCCACAUCGACAUGGAGGAGGACGGAAGAGGAUAUGGAUUUGGGUUUCUGGAAGAGAGCUCUCGACUCAAGAAACUCCAUGUCUUCAAUGGCAAAACCUGACAACUGCUUCGAGCUAUCUUUGUCGAAUCCAAGGGUUUCAGAGUCCAACUCCAACCACUUACACCUUCUCCAAAACGGUAGCGCCAAUUGCAAUGGUAAUCUUUUCCACGCUUUUCACCAAAACCAGUUUCCACACCAUCACAACCAGCUGCAGCAUCCGGUACUGUAUCAACAUCAGCAGCAACAACAACAACAACAACAAGGGCUAGGACAAGAGCUUGGUUUCUUGAGACCCAUACGGGGAAUUCCCGUCUACCAAAACCCUCCUCCUCCUCCUUUCCCAUUUGCUCAACAGCCUUUAGAUUCAUCUUUAACUUCCUCUCCUUCUUCAUUGGCUAGUAACCAUACUAGUAACACAACAAGCUUGAGCCCAUUUCAGUCUCCAGGGUUGAUAAGAUCAAGAUUCAUGUCAAGGUUUCCAGCUAAAAGAAGCAUGAGAGCUCCAAGGAUGCGGUGGACUACUACACUUCAUGCUCGCUUUGUUCAUGCUGUUGAGUUAUUGGGAGGUCAUGAAAGAGCUACACCCAAGUCAGUGCUUGAGCUAAUGGAUGUCAAAGAUCUUACCUUAGCACAUGUUAAAUCCCAUUUACAGAUGUACCGAACGGUGAAGACCACGGACAGAGCAGCUGCACCUUCUGCAGGACAAUCGGAUGCAUUUGAAAACGGAUCAUCUGGGGAUACUUCUGAAGAUUUGGUGUUCAACAUUCAAAACCCAAGAAGAUCAGAGAUCUCAGUUCAGCAGGGAAGAUCAUCAUCGUCAAAUGCUUAUCAAGACAAGGAGUACCAUGGGCUCUGGAGCAAUUCAUCAAGGGAAGCUUGGCUGCAUGGGAAACCAAAGGAUUCUAAUGGAAACUUACCGUCUCUCCAGAAGGAUAUGGAUCCAAAGUGUUUAAGCUAUGAGAGAAUAUCAGACGUAAGCUCAUCAAGCCAUUCAGCGACAAGCCCCAAGAAGCCUAAUUUGGAAUUCACCUUGGGGGUGCCACAUUGAUAUAAAAAUUACAUAUAAUAUUUCAUAUCGAUCUUUGGGUGUUUGUACUACUCAUUUUGAAAUGAUUAUAUCUUCUGAAAGAGAAUCAGGUACCCGCUCAGAAAAAAUCAGAAGAAAAAAAAGAAAAAAAAAAGAAAAAAAAAAGGAAAAGAAAAGAAAAAGAGAGCUAAAGAAAGAAAGCAACAAAAGGAGAGAAGGGUGUGAAAAAAAAGCACACGUCCUUCCUAUCAAGCCUGUGAGAGAUCCAAAUCAACAUAUUAUAUUCCUACGUACGUAAAUAUGAAAUCUAAUUGAUUUUGUAUGUUUUGCGCUCAGAGACAGAGAGAGAAGCAAAAGAAAGAGAGAAAAAAAGACAGUGAGUGACCUUUAACUAUCUUAAAGUAUGAAGUGAUCCUUGGUAAUUGUAAUGGACCACUUUUCAUUUAUAAAAUAUUUUUAGCAUAUUUUUACCAAAGGUUGAGUUUGGGGUUUCUAUUCUCUCCAAUUCUUUUCAUAUGCAUUGUCACAUGCUUUACACUUUGUGAACA
This is a messenger RNA of Durio zibethinus, 2042 nucleotides long. RefSeq names its product putative transcription factor KAN2. Gene Ontology annotation, cellular component: nucleus. Lineage: Eukaryota; Viridiplantae; Streptophyta; Magnoliopsida; Malvales; Malvaceae. Gene Ontology annotation, biological process: abaxial cell fate specification; regulation of DNA-templated transcription. Gene Ontology annotation, molecular function: transcription cis-regulatory region binding. The record is from RefSeq and is a predicted model, not a curated record.